Molecule: messenger RNA, 3844 nt
Organism: Asterias rubens (European starfish)
Lineage: Eukaryota; Metazoa; Echinodermata; Asteroidea; Forcipulatida; Asteriidae
Exons: 5
Coding region: 489-2552 (687 amino acids)
Source: RefSeq, a predicted model, not a curated record
AAAUGCAUGCCAAAUCAACGGGGAAGAUUUUUGUUUUGUUUUUGUCAGUGAACGACCACCACGCUCUGUAUACAAAUGCAAUUCAGUCAUGAAAAAUCGUCGUACAUAAUGAAGAGAAAUAGCUGACGGUGAGGCUGUUAGUAAAAUGUGGAUUUUCAGGAUUAUUUGUUGCUGUUGGUGUGACAUCAUUUCUGUUUCGCCUGGUGCAUUGAAACAACUGUGUCAUCAGUGUACGGGACACUCUUGUCAAGUUCAUCGUCUGUUGCCGUAUGAUGGAUGAACCGGGCGGUGGUUUGCUAAUUGCUUCGUGGACAACCUCUUUCCCGCACUCGUUCUCUACGUUGAGUGUAUGUGUUUUUUAACCCAUCGCCAUCCACAUUCACAAAGGGAUGAAUCACGGCGCGGUAAUGGAGUAAUUCGUCACAAUUAUACCUUAAAAACAAAUCAAAUCAAAGUAUCUUCCAUGCAAGUGUCUGCGCUAUCGCAAAAUGGCGUCGACAGAUUGGAGGACAACUUCUGCUUCGGUUUCCACCGAGCACGUUCCAAUUUCUUUCACUUCAACAACACCUCCCGAACUAUGGGAGACGGAACACGUUACAACAGACAACGUUGCAGUAAAUACAACGACAGAGGAUAUUAUUACCUUGGAGCAUACAACAUCUACCCGUGGAGUAACAAAUGAAACCCAGUUCGAUGAACAGUGGUCGACUUCCCAGACGACUAUAUUGGGCAACAACACGUUUCACCAGUCGUCAAACUUGAGCACCACAACGCUAACCACUGAAGGAGCAGACGAGAAUUUUACAACGCCACAAGAUUUUGGCGGGAGGUCUGUUUUCACUUCGUCUGUGGUGACGGCAACAUUUUCUGAGAUCUUAAAUGAAACUGAUGUUGCACCUACGACCAACUCGAUGACAGCUUACGAUGAGUUCAAAUUGGCGCUAUUCGUCACGUUAUCAAUUGUCAUCGGCUGCUUCGCCAUCACAGCCAUAUCACUCCGCAUCAGGAGUAAAUUUAAGAAGAGGAAACAAGGUGCGGAGGAGAGCAAGAAGAGGCGACCCAGAGAGGAAUCGUCUCCUAAAGAGGGGAAACCACCAGUAAGGCGAGUGACCAUAAAGAUGGGAAGGCGUACAUCUUGUAGCGCCAAGAAUACCACAAAGCCUCUGAGACGCUCCCAUAGUCCAUCAUUACAGUCAAGGGCCAGGAUACCUAAGGUACACGUUGAGAACAGUCUAGAUCGUAACCGAACACUGGAUGCACUCCUUGAUGCUGGGACCUACCCAUCUCAAAACAACAGUUUCCCCCCAGGGGUCAGGCAGCAUCGCACCAACAGUGACUUAUCAUCAUCCAAGACCAAACUCUUGGCCAAGAACCUCAGCCAUGAUGCCAACGAGCACGCCUAUGAUAACCCAGCCAUCUCCUUAAUCGAGGAGAUUCCGACUGAGACGUCAGUUCUAAGCGAGGAGAAUCGCAUACCUCUAGGACUAACAAGUGAUGUUGAUGUUCACCAUAGCAACUUGGUUGCCAUGACGAGGGACGACUCAGAAUCGGAUGAUGCCUCUCUAGAGGAGAAGAGCACCUGCAUUGAGAGCUCCGAGACGGAGAGCUUGAGCGAUGCUAAGAAGCGCUUUAAACUCAAUCAGUACUUUGGGAUGCGAUCCAACCAGCGGAACGACUCAAAAGACUCGGGGUAUGUUGAGAGUUUCAUUUCACAGGAUAGUUUGCGACUGAGAGCAAUGGCUUCUUUGGAGGAGGGCAGACCUCUUGCAGAUGACCGAAUGUUCUCUCACAAUCACGACAGAAUCAUGUCGAGACUUGGUUCAAUCGAUCCGGGCCUCUUCAUGGCGAGUGUUGAUGAGACCUCGGCGAGUAUUAACCUCAAUCGAUCCAGCUCGGUGAAGUCCGAGUACCAGGAACGGUUUAUCUCACCGAGUAGCAUCAGCGUGGAUGGAGUCAUGGGAAUCAGACGAUCCCGCUACAGCGUCCCAUCCUAUCCAAGUCAAAACCCGUACUAUUUCCAAAGAAACGCACCCAAUAGUCGAAGUCCCUACCAUGAGACAUAUAGCACUCCCUAUAUGCCAUACCAGACCAGUUUGAGGCAUUACCAAAGCAGUGACAGUAGUGUGUAUGACUGUUACUCAACACAGAGCGACUAUGGCUCUAUGAAGAGGAAACACAGCCAUGGCAGCCGGGUCCUUCCCAAGAGCCUCAGUUAUGACAUGGCUCUCCACAACUACCACCAAGCUAGUACCUCGCCACGUCGCAAUGGCUCUUAUCAAGAGUGCGCAAUGAACAGACGAGCCAAGCGUUUUGUUAAACGCCGCAGUCUCGGAACGCAAACGGCAGACCCUGACCUGAGCCAGGAUUCCACUGUUAAGUCACUGGUGCAGUGGGACUACGACAGCUUAGGAAACCUUGUCGCAAAACGGAUAGAAGGUCAGGAAAUGGAUUUUAUUGGACCCGUUUACAUGGCAGAAGAACUCCAGGAACCUAACAGGCAAAAUGCAAAUUGUGUUAUUGAAAUUGAUGGUUCUAUCGAUACUUCUGUUUAAAGAAAAUAGAAACAAAAAAUUAAAAAUUAUUAUGAAUUCUCUUAGUGAAUCAAGAUAAAGCACAUUGGUGAAGUUAUAGAGCACCAUGACUUGCCUGCCCCAAAUUAGAUUAAAACAUACUUUAAAAUGCGCAAGUGAAUGGAACGAUUCAUAAAAUAGCCCUCCCCUAAAAACAUAAAAUGAUGUUGUUGCCCCCACAUGAAAAUGCCGGAUUACUGCAUAGGUCAAGGAAAAUGCCAAUUAAUAACACAACAUGAACAUUUUUGGAUCGAUAUAUCCUUCAUGGCAAAGCUUCACAGCGAGGUGGUGAUAUUGGCAACACAAAUGAGCAAGGGGGUCACCGGAAGUAGCGAUGUGGGCUGCCUCAUUAUUGAAUUGGAAGGGUACUCAGGAAGAUUACUCCUAGUAAGGUUUGCGGUAACACCAUGUAAAGAUGAUCUCUAAAUAAGUUGGGGUGGUUCUGAAAAAAACCCAUAGGUUUAAACUCGAAACUGAUGAUGCGGAUUAGCUUGGUGAUGCACGAAGGCGGUAACUGGAGCUUGAUGACGCUUCGGAACACUGGAUCCUACCCAGGUUCCUUGGGCUCAUUGGUGCUCAGAAUGCUUAAUACAAUCUUAUACAGACACCAGUCAUGUACUGUACCUUCCAUUAAAGCCAAUUACGUUUAUUUCUGAAUGUUUAAACUAACAAGCCUUAAUUAACAAAACUGUGUAUUCAACGAGUGCUGAUACGUUUUCCCAGAGUGAUGUUGAUACAGUUGCUCAAUGUUUAUAAAAGGCCUUAUGUGAAUUAAUUUUUAGUACAAUAAUAAGUUGUUUUCAGUUGGGGCAUUCUUUAAUUUCAUGAGGUGAAGUAGAUAACUAAGACUUUUUCAUUUUAGUGAUUUGGGGGGGGGGGGGGUGCCCUAAACCUUACCAAUAGGAAACUAUCUGCAAGAAAUGCAAGGCUUUCAACAAACUUGUGAUUGUACUGAUUUUUCAAAGGGUGUUAUUUAGUUUACAGGUCUAUGUACAAAAGAUGUUUAUAACUACUAUUUUUUCUUAUCACUUGCCUUUUAUAUUACCAUUAUUUGAGAAAAAAAAAACACGUCUACAUUGUUGCAUAUACAUGUAAUGUCCACAUGUAAGUUGGAUGGUGUGUUUAUUGUAAAGCUAGAGAGUAAAAACCAAUUCACUCUUUCAAAACCCAGUGUUGUGAUUACAUUUUUAAGAAGACUUGUGUUAAAGCCAUUUGACACUUUCUGAACAGAACAAAAAUUAAAAGUUCACAGAUUUACGAAUAACUUACAGGGU